AUGAGAGGAAGCUGCUAUUCUCAGAAAACAGUGAGUGGGUCAAGCAGGAUGCGGGUUCAGAGCCCGUCUCCGUCCCGCUGCAGAGCUUCUUCGUCCUCCUCGGUGGCCCGUGGACGUGCCGGUCUCCAGGGAGGUGCCGUGGAGAUCGGCACAGAGCUUCAUCAGCAUCAUGCAAACGAGAAGGAGGAGAUGCAGCUGCUUAACGCACGGUUCGCCGGCUACAUUGAGAAGGUUCAGGCUCUGGAGCAGAGGAACGCGGCGCUCAGGGAGGAGCUGCAGAGCCUGCAGAGCCGAUACAAGGCAGGACCGGGGGGAUUGGGUGAGGAGUACGAGGCCAAGUUUAAGGAAAUGAAGGACCUGAUCGCAGCACUGACGGCUGAGAAAGGAGCGGCUGAUAUUGAGAGGGGAUAUGUGGAGGAGGAAGUGGAGCUCUGGACCAUGAAGCUGGAGGAAGAGCUUGCACUUAAAGAGGAGGCAGAGAUGAUCCUGCGUGAGUUCCGUGAGGACGUGGACAACGCCACGUUGCAGAAGUCUGACCUGGAGAGACGUGUGGAGCAGCUGGUGGCUGAGAUCGAGUUCCUGAAGAAGCUACACAGUGAGGAAGUGGCCGAGCUAAUGAAGCAGAUCGAGGAGUCGAAGGUGACGGUGGAGCUCGACUCGGAUCGGCCCGAUUUAGCCGCUCACCUGCGCAAGACGCGUGCCGAGAUCGAAGCUGUUGCUGCGCGCAACGUCCAGGAGGCGGAGAAGUGGUACAAAGGGAAAUUUGACACGCUGAAGGAGAGCGCCGCCAAACGUGAGACCCAGAUGACCACCAUGAGGGAGGAGAUCAGCACUCUGAGCAGUGAAGCGUCUGACCUGCAGAACCAAAUCGACGCCCUCAGGGCCAAAAAUGCCGCUCUGGAACAGCAGCUGGACGACAUGGAGGCGUCUCACCUGGACAAGAUGUCCAACCUGGAGGCUAUCAUCGCUCAACUCGAGAACCAGCUGUGUGAAACCAAGAUGGAGAUGGGCAAAUACCUCGCUGACUACCAGGAGCUGCUUAACAUCAAACUGAAGUUAGACGCUGAGAUCGCCACCUACAGGAAACUUCUGGAAGGAGAAGAGAAGCGACUCGGGAUCUCAGUCAGCGAGAGCACAGCAGGAGCUUCUGCAACUUCAUCAGCUGCAGUUGAAGAAUCUGCCUAAUGCACUUCAUCUCGCAAUACGCGCACACACACACACACACACACACACUGACCACCACCAUUAACUAUGCCUCCUGAGAUGUCCUUCACCCAAAAUCUGCUGUAACUGUCCUGAACACAUCUUAAUAAAGCUUGACUUGAGUGCA
Ictalurus punctatus (channel catfish) is the source of this 1330-nucleotide messenger RNA. RefSeq names its product vimentin (gene vimr1). Gene Ontology annotation, cellular component: intermediate filament; plasma membrane; axon. The record is from RefSeq and is a predicted model, not a curated record. Gene Ontology annotation, molecular function: structural constituent of cytoskeleton. Lineage: Eukaryota; Metazoa; Chordata; Actinopteri; Siluriformes; Ictaluridae. The coding region runs from base 1 to 1185 and encodes 394 amino acids. Gene Ontology annotation, biological process: intermediate filament organization. The transcript has 3 exons.